Molecule: messenger RNA, 3222 nt
Organism: Vicia villosa (hairy vetch)
Lineage: Eukaryota; Viridiplantae; Streptophyta; Magnoliopsida; Fabales; Fabaceae
Product: pentatricopeptide repeat-containing protein At3g02330, mitochondrial-like
Exons: 1
Coding region: 718-3015 (765 amino acids)
Biological process (GO): RNA modification
Molecular function (GO): RNA binding; protein binding
Source: RefSeq, a predicted model, not a curated record
UUUCACUUCCCAAAAUAAACCUCUCUUGUUUUUUCAAAGUUUCUCUCUUAUUUUUAAAUUUGUUGAAUCAGAUUUCUAUCUUUAAUUCUUUAACUUAGAAGUUGUAAGAAUAUGGCAUCAUGAUAUGGAGAUGUUGCCAUUAUUUUUUAUAACAACCUUUAAUUACUUUAAAAAUUAACACAACUGGAACGUUUAACAUGAGCGUAUUAGAAAAAGUGAAUCAAUAAUAAUUGCUCAUGUAAUAUAUGUAAUAAAUUGUAGAUGUGAGUGUAGAAUAAUUAAUAGAGAAGGAUAAGUUAACAGAGGUAUUGUCUGAGGAAAGAUAAAAAGAGACAAUCAUGACCGUAGUAGAGAGAGAUGAUAUAUCGGGGAUGAGAGAAAUAAUAUGAUCCAAGAUACCAAAAUUUAGUGCAAUAAUGACUAUUGAAAUACCUUGGACUUUAUUUAAUCUAAUGGUAAUAAUUAGUGGUACACAUGUGAGUGAGGGAUUUAGUUGCACCCUCACCUUAGAAGUAACCAUAAAUAAGAAUCUUAAAAAUAAAAAAAAAUUCUUUGAAAUCAUUUUGUAAAUUGGGACAUUUUGGUGUUACGGUUACCCGCUUUAAAUUUGGUUUGACUGGAAAUAUUUUUCACUUUCACUAUAGUUGGUUUGGUUAACAACAAAUUCAGAAUCAAUGUCGAAAUUCUAGUACAAGAGAUGAUCAGUGCCUUGUUGGAAUGACCGGGCGUGCGCUGUUCGAUGUAAACAAAUUGAACGCUGUGCUUGAACUCGAACCAUUUUUACUGUCACUGGCAAAGAAACCAAACCCCAUAACGCUAACUCAAUGCCAUCAAAUCCAUGCAAAACUCAUAAUCACGCAAUGCAUUUCACAAACCCAUUUAGCCAACACCCUUUUGAGUUUCUACUCAAAAUCUUCCAACUUUCACCAUGCCCACCAACUGUUCAACAAAAUGCCUCACAGAAAUGUUAUCACUUGGACAACCUUAAUUUCCUCGCAUCUCAAAUAUGGGUCUGUCCCAAAAGCCUUGGAGAUGUUCAAUCAAAUGCGUGGGUCGGAUGAGAGACCCAACGAGUACACUUUUUCUGUUCUGCUUCGGGCUUGUGAUAACCGUGAUUUUUGGAGUGUGGGUUUGCAGAUUCAUGGCUUGCUUGUUCGGUAUGGUCUUGAUAGAGACAAAUUUGCUGGGAGCUCUCUUGUGUAUAUGUACUUCAAAGGAGGAAAUGAUUUAAUGGACACGUUGAAUGUUUUUAAUGGAUUGUUGGAGAGAGAUGUUGUUGCUUGGAAUGUUAUGAUUUCUGGGUUUGCUCAAGUGGGUGACUUUCGCAUGGUGCAAUGGUUAUUUUCUGAUAUGAGGGAAGUACACGGGUUGAAACCUGAUAAUAGUACCUUUGUUAGUUUACUCAAGUGUUGUUCUUUGUUGCAAGAAGUAAAGCAAAUCCAUGGGCUCAUGUACAAAUUUGGUGCUGAAAAUGAUGUGGUGGUUGAGAGUGUGAUGGUUGAUUUGUAUGCCAAAUGUGGGGAUGUGAGUUCUUGCAGGAGGAUUUUUGAUUCCAUGGAGGAGAAGGAUAAUUUUGUGUGGAGUUCAAUGAUUUCAGGAUAUACCAUGAAUAGUAGAGGAGAGGAAGCUGUGCGUUUUUUCAAGAAUAUGUGUAGACAAAGGGUGAAACUUGAUCAACAUGUGUUAUCUAGUACUUUGAAAGCCUGUGUUGAAAUAGAGGACUUGAACACUGGUGUUCAAGUGCAUGGCCUAAUGAUAAAAAACGGGCAUCAAAAUGAUUGUUUUGUGGCAAGUGUGUUGCUGACUCUCUAUGCCGGUUUUGGUGAACUAGGGGAUGUGGAAAAGUUGUUUAGAAGGAUUGAUGAUAAAGAUAUUGUAGCGUGGAACUCUAUGAUCUUGGCUCGAGCUCGGCUGGGUCAUGGAUCUAGUCAUUCUAUGCAACUAUUGCAAGAGCUUCGUCGAACAACUUUAUUGCAAAUUGAAAGUGGCACUUUGGUUGCUGUUUUGAAGUCUUGUGAGAAUGAAUCAGAUUUACUUGCAGGUAGACAACUUCAUUCACUUAUAUUUAAAUCAAGUUUGUGUCAUCAUACUUUGGUUGGCAAUGCACUAGUUCACAUGUACUCUGAGUGUAGGCUAAUCGAUGAUGCAUUUAAAGCUUUUGUUGACAUUGAAUGGAAAGAUGAUAGUUCAUGGAGUUCUAUUAUUGGAACUUACAAACAGAACGGCAUGGAAUUAGAAGCUUUAGAGUUAUGCAAAGAGAUGUUGAAUGAAGGAGUCAAUUUUACAAGUUAUAGCCUUCCACUAUGUUUUUCAGCUUGCUCACAACUUUCAGCUAUAUGUGAGGGUAAACAACUCCAUGUUCUAGCUAUCAAGUCCGGCUAUAACCGCGACGUCUACGUUGGGAGUUCCAUUAUAGACAUGUAUGCUAAAUGUGGGAACAUUGAGGAGUCAGAGAACGUUUUUAGUGAACAAUUAGAGCCAAAUGAAGUGAUUUUCAAUGCCAUGAUAUGUGGAUAUGCACAUCACGGAAAAGCAAAAGAAGCCAUAGAAGUAUUCGGUAAGUUGGAGAAGAAUGGUGUGGCCCCCAAUCAUGUAACUUUCUUAACUUUGAUGUCAGCUUGUAGCCAUGCAGGCUAUGUAGAAGAAACUUUGCAUUUCUUUACAUUGAUGUUUGACAAAUACAAGAUUAAGCCAAAAUCUGAGCAUUAUUCGUCUCUGGUCGAUGCCUAUGGUCGGGCGGGAAGAUUGGAGGAAGCUUACCAGAUAGUGCAAAAGGAUGGAAGUGAGUCAGCAUGGAGAACAUUACUUGGUGCUUGUAGGAAUCAUAAUAACACAGAAAUUGGAGAAAAAUCUGCUAUGAAAAUGAUAGAAAUGAAUCCUAGUGAUCAUGCUCCAUAUAUUCUUCUUUCAAACAUUUACAAUGGAGAGGGAAAAUGGGAAGAAGCUGUUAAAUGUAGGGAGAAAAUGGCAAAGAUUCAUGUGAAGAAAGAUCCAGGAAGUAGUUGGUUGGCUUGAGGAGCACCAAGACUCAAGGGGGAAUGUGUUCUUUAUUACCGUUUUUGGAGGGCAUUAAAGCAAAAUUUCUGAUCUUAUAUCAUUUGUUUAUAAACUUUGGAUGUUAUGGCUCUGUUCACAAGUUCACAACAUUCUUGUGAGUGUCUCAUAAAAGAUGCAAUAGAAUACAAUGGCUAUAGAUGUAAAUUCAUAUUGUUGCAUUUGGCA